AUGGAGUUCGAUCCCAAGACCCCGCAAUAUCUCACCUCCGAUAAAUCGAGUUUCGCCUCGGUUUCGGCCCACGACCGUUGGCCUGUCAUUGUGACUGGUGCCAUUGAUGAUCUUCAUCGCACCGUUGGUGAUGUCACCGACGAUGAGAAGCGCAAGGAAGGAAAGGCAAUCAUUGAGAAGUUGGCCGCCUUGAAAUAUGAGAUUCAGCAUAAUAGACAGUUGACCCCUCUAGUCGACGACGGCGAAUCCGAUAUUGCCGACUAUAACAAGGAGUUGGAACAGCGGGGGAACCCCUCGUGGCAUAAUGUUCCGUGGCUGUACUCCGAAUGCUACCUCUACCGACGGAUCAGCACCUUCUUCGCAUUGUCGAAGCACUGGAAAGGCUACGAUGUCUUUUCUCGCCAGAAGAUGUCGACCUUUAAAUCUUCGCGACCCGCGGUUCUAGAACUCGCGGCCCGGUACAAGGAGCUGGCUCUGGAGGCGGAGAAGGGUGAGGGCGUGGAUGGCAAGACGCCCGAGCAGAUCGAGCAAGCGGAACGGGUGCUCUUCUCGGAGAUGUGCGAGAUCUGCUUGUGGGGAAACGCGACGGAUUUGUCGCUGCUGACCUCGCUCACCUACGAAGAUAUUCAGAAGCUGCAGGGUUCCCAGGCACGGAAAGCGGCCGAGAAGAAUAUCCUCGUCAACGACCUCAGCAAGGCCUUUGACGUGUUGCACAAGGCGCGCAAUGAGCGCAAAUCGGAGGAGCGUCGUGUCGACAUUGUCCUGGACAACUCUGGGUUCGAGCUCUUUGUCGACCUCAUCCUGGCCGGAUACCUUCUCUCCGCUGGUCUGGCGACGACGGUGGUGCUGCACCCCAAGCUGAUCCCCUGGUUCGUGUCGGACGUGACGCCGCCCGACUUCAUGGAUCUCAUCAACGCCCUGUCCGAUCCACAAGGGUUCUACACGGCGGCCGACGAGUCCGGUAAAACGUACGACCCCUUGUCCGAGAAGGAACUGUCCGAGGUGAACUUCCUUUUCGAGCACUGGAGCCAGCUUCACCAGGAGGGUAAGCUGAUUAUCCGCCCGCACAUCUUCUGGACGACGCCAGGCGGCUACUGGCGUCUGCCUCAUGUGGCCUCAGACUUGCACGAGGAUCUCAAGGAGAGCGAGCUUGUCCUGUUCAAGGGCGACCUCAACUACCGCAAGUUGACCAACGAUGCCGCAUGGGACCCCACCACCCCCUUCACGACCGCCAUCGGCCCUCUAGGCCCCAAGUCCGGCGUCCGCGUCCUCGCCUUCCGUACCUGCAAAGCCGACACCGUAGUCGGUCUGCCCGAAGGAGAAGACGAGCGUCUCCGUCAACUCCCCGGCGGCGGCGGCUCCGAGGCCCGGAAGUGGGCUUGGAGUGGCAAGUGGGCCGUGGUGUCGUUCAGCGAUGGCAAGGCCUAA
This is a messenger RNA of Aspergillus melleus, 1428 nucleotides long. RefSeq names its product damage-control phosphatase ARMT1 family protein. Gene Ontology annotation, molecular function: phosphatase activity. Lineage: Eukaryota; Fungi; Ascomycota; Eurotiomycetes; Eurotiales; Aspergillaceae. Gene Ontology annotation, cellular component: nucleus; cytoplasm. The transcript is spliced from 6 exons. The record is from RefSeq and is a predicted model, not a curated record. The coding region runs from base 1 to 1428 and encodes 475 amino acids. Gene Ontology annotation, biological process: DNA damage response.